Brassica rapa (field mustard) is the source of this 2298-nucleotide messenger RNA. RefSeq names its product trihelix transcription factor GTL2. The record is from RefSeq and is a predicted model, not a curated record. NCBI's taxonomy places the organism in Eukaryota, Viridiplantae, Streptophyta, Magnoliopsida, Brassicales, Brassicaceae.
UAUCUUCUUUGUAAUUUACUAUAACUUUUAUGUCAAAUGUUAUAAUUUGUUCUAGGAACUUUCUUCUAUAUUGAGCUUGAUAAAUAAUAUAUAGACUAAAACCAGAAAGAAAUAAAACAAAACAAUCCAUGGUUAGGAUAUUAGGAAACAAUAAUUAUUCAUUAGUGGCCUAAUACUAAUUACCUCAGAUAUUUUUUUCUAAAAUUCAUUUUAUAUCCCUCGAAAUUAAUAAAAUGACAAUAUAAAAAGAGAGACCAAAAUGGAGAGAGAAAAGAGACAUUUCGAUGUGAAUAUAGCUAGGUGAAACAAAAGAAGAAGAAGCAGAAUAAAAAUGUUUGACGGUGGAGUACCGGAGCAGAUCCACCGGUUCAUAGCAUCGCCACAGCCACCUCCUCCGCUUCCUCCGCAUCAACCUGCAGCAGAAAGAUCACUGCCUUUUCCUGUCUCAUUCGCUUCUUUUAACACUAAUCACCAAGCCCAUAUGUUGAACCUUGAUGGCCCUAAGAUCACUCACCAUCACCAUCACCAUCACCAUCAUCACCAUGACAUCAAAGAUAGUAGUGCUACUUCUGAGUGGAUGGGUCAUACAGAUCACGAUGGCGAUAAUCAUCGUCACCAUCACCAUCAUCCAUGGUGUAGUGAUGAAGUCCUUGCCCUUCUUAGGUUCAGAUCUACGGUGGAGAAUUGGUUCCCUGAAUUCACAUGGGAGCAUACCUCAAGAAAGUUGGCAGAAGUUGGGUUUAAGAGGAGUCCACAAGAAUGCAAAGAGAAAUUCGAAGAAGAAGAGAGAAGAUAUUUCAAUAGUAACAACAACACUAAUGCUCAUCACAUGAGCAAUUACAACAAGGGAAAUUAUAGGCUAUUUAGUGAGGUUGAUGAGUUUUAUCAUCAUGGUCAUGCUGGUGGUGAGCAUGUCGUCUCAUCAGAAGUUGGGGAUAACCAAAACAAGACGAACAGUUCGUUAGAGGGAAAAGGAAACGUCGAGGAAACGGGACAAGACUUGUUGGAGGACAAAACAGAUCAUCAGGAUCAGGGUCAAGUAGAUGAAUCAUCAAUGAGGGAUAAAAUGAACUCUAUUGAUACUGUUGGAAAAGUGGGGAACGUGGAAGAUGAUGCGAAGUCAUCAUCAUCAGCAAGCUUGAUGAUGAUCAUGAGGGACAAUAAGAAGAGGAAGAGGAAGAAAAAGAAGGAGAGGUUUGGUGUGUUGAAAGGGUUUUGUGAGGGUCUUGUAAGUAACGUGAUAGCCCAACAAGAGGAGAUGCAUAAGAAGCUUCUUGAAGAUAUGGUGAAAAAGGAAGAAGAAAAAAUAGCUAGAGAGGAAGUUUGGAAGAAGCAAGAGAUGGAGAGGCUUAACAAAGAAUUGGAGAUUAGAGCACAAGAACAAGCUAUGGCUAGUGAUAGAAACACCAGCAUCAUCAAGUUCAUAUCCAAGUUUACAGACCAUUAUAACCAUGAUGAUGGGAAUAAUAAGGUUCAAAGUCCAAACCCUUCUCAAGACUCAUUUUCCUUAGUUCUAUCAAAACCCCAAGGCAGCAGAAAGUGUCAAACUUCAUCAUCCCUUCAAACCCUAACUCCACAAAACCCUUCACUUGAACCCACUUCACCCAAAACCCUAAAAAUUAAAACCAAAAAUCCAAAAGCUCCAAAAGGUGAUGAACAGGGUGAUAUUGGCAAGAGAUGGCCUAGGGAUGAGGUAUUGGCUCUUAUCAACAUCAGACGCAGUAUCAGUAGCAUGAAUGAUGAUGAUCAUCGUAAAGAUGACAUCCGGUUAUCGUCACCAUCAUCAUCCACAAAAGCUGUUCCUUUGUGGGAAAGAAUAUCCAAGAAAAUGUUGGAGGUUGGGUACAAAAGAAGUGCCAAGAGAUGCAAAGAGAAAUGGGAAAACAUCAACAAGUAUUUUAGAAAGACAAAAGAUGUUAACAAGAAGAGGCCACUUGACUCAAGGACUUGUCCUUAUUUUCACCAACUUACAGCUUUGUACAGCCAACCCUCCACAGGGACCACCACCACCGUCACAGCCGACACGUCAGUCGAAGAGCUAGAAACCCGACCCAAGGAAAACCGGGUUGGAUCCGGAGAUUCUGAUAUUCCUACAGCCAUGCAUGUAGAUGGUGCCAGCGAAAAAAGCAAUGAACAAUUUUCAGGCUUUGAUCUUGCGUUCUAAUAAACCUCAAAACUAUAUUAUCAGUUUAAUUCCCUUUAUUGCUUUCUUUUUUCUUCCUUCAGAAACUUCAUUUUUGGUUAUCAUGAAAAAUUAAAUAAAUAUUUAUGAACAGUAUCAUUUACUGUUUUGACGCA